Molecule: messenger RNA, 1473 nt
Organism: Asparagus officinalis (garden asparagus)
Lineage: Eukaryota; Viridiplantae; Streptophyta; Magnoliopsida; Asparagales; Asparagaceae
Exons: 3
Coding region: 1-1473 (490 amino acids)
Source: RefSeq, a predicted model, not a curated record
AUGGCGGAGAGCCCCCUUAUUUGCAUGGUUUCCUUGGGUGAGAGAGCAGUGUUCUCAAGGGUAACUUCUGCAACCUCUUUUUUUGAGUUUAAGUUCGACGUGGCUGAGAGGUUGAAGGUUCCUUAUGAUGCGCUAUCAAUGGUUUAUAAAUCUGAAAGGAUCCCUGAUCUGAGUUUUGAGAUCGAGAAUGAGGAUGAUAUGGAGUGUAUGGUGGAGCACAACCGUAAUAUCGGGUGUCUGGAGAUCCAUAUUCGAGCUAAUAUAGAUGUAGAUGUUUCCAGAUGUGAGAACACCCCGAAGCAACCUCCUGAAAUCAUUAUGAAUACACUGAAGCCAAAGUUUAUUGAUAGUACUUCUGCCGCAAACCAUGGUUCUAAAAGAAUUCCAACUGAUAAUCCCAGUGGUAGCAGUGUAGUGCGUUCUGAUGACAUUAUUAACAACACAGUAAUGAUUCCUGGUUGGUGGCAUAAUGCAUUAACUGAAGAGGGUCAAGAAUUUGAAAGUGCUGAAGAAUUAAGGUUGGCGCUGACAUACUAUUCUCUGGCCAAAAUGUUUGAUUAUGAGUUUAAAAAGAACGAACCAAAACGUAUCCGUGUAUAUUGCCGAUAUAAAGAAACUUACGAGUGCCCAUGGAUGUUGUUUGCUUCACCUGUUAAGAAUGAAAAUAGACUAUCGAUCAAGAAGUUUGUUAAUGAACAUACUUGUGGGCAGUACGGGCAAAAUACAUGUCGUUCAAGGGCAUCCCGUAAAUUCAUUGCAACACAGUUACAACCACUCCUGAAGGUCCGUCUAGAAAUCCGACCCGUUGAUGUGCAAAAGGAGUUCCUCACAAACUACGGCCUUAGAAUUGAUUACAGUAAGAUUUGGUGGGGGAAAGAGAGAGCACAGGAGAAGCUUUACGGGGAUAUAUAUGAGUCGUAUGAUCAACUACGAUGGUAUGAGCGCAUGGUAAAAGAGACAAAUCCCGGCAGUUACAUACAUGUUGACCAGAAUGAGGGGAGGUUUUUGAGACUCUUUGUUUGUUAUGCUGCAUGCAUCAAAGGUUUCUUGAGUGGAUGCAGACCCCUUCUAUUUUUGGACGGUACAUUUUUGAAGGAUCGAUAUAAAGGUAUUCUCCUCUCGGCCAUAGCAUACGAUGGGAACCAAGGUAUAUUUCCCUUAGCGUAUUGCAUAUGUGAUCAAGAGAAUUUGAUGAAUUGGAAGUGGUUCCUCCAAGGUCUAUGGUCCAUACUUUAUGAGAGGGCUGACCCUUACAAUCUUCCCCACCAAUUGGUUAUAAUUUCUGAUGCGGACAAAGGAAUUAAAGAAUCAGUAAAAGAGUAUUUUCCAGAAGCUCUACACUCGAGGUGUGUUCUACAUCUUGUUGAAAAUUUCAGGUUAAAGCUUAAGGACUUGGGUAUGAAGUCGAAGGACACUCAUGUUCUGGGGAACUUACUCCAAAGUGCUUGUUAUAAAUACACAAUAGCAGAAUGA